AUGGGUGAAGCGGCGGUUGCCCGGGGCGCCGUGUUGAAUCGCUCGAUGUAUUCGGGCUCAGCACGAAAGGAUAAUGCUGAGGAAGUGGCCAGACGACGGGCAGCGAUGCAGCAGCAGAUCGAACAAAGGCAGCAAUUGGCGAGGCGGUUACAGGAUGAAAAAAUGGCUCGGGCCGUGGCACAGAAAGAAGAGGUUUGUGAUCGACUUGUUAUUCGAUCGGUUCAUGAGCGUUUGCAAAAACAACGCGAAGCACAGCAGCGAGAUAUGUUGCGAGCCAAGGCCGUUUUGGAUCGGCGCGCCCAGGCUUUAGCCGAGGAGGAAGAGAAGAAAGAGGCUGUAUUGGCGAAAGUGCAUGCAGUAGCUUCUCGCCUUUCGGCGCAAAACAAAGUGCGGCCAGUUUAUGCAUUUGGUAGCAGCACGCCACGAGAAUUGGGAUACCUCACACAUCUCACAAAGGAACAAAAGGUUUACGAUCGCAAGCUGACCCCGUCUGACCGCAGUCCAACUGGAACUUCCGGAUCGUCGGGCCGAUUAACAACAACACCACCCAAUGGAUCACGUGGUCACAUGUCGAGUGCUCCGAUGACGCGGAGCAUGUAUGUUGCACGUUCAGAAAUAAAGAAACGCCAGAAGCCAGUACCGAACUGUAUGACGCAGUCCGUUUUGGUGACACCGAAAUCAGCGAGAGUUACGGGUCUCAGUCAAACACCGGUUCAUCGUCCAUCGACUGCGCGCCGUGCACCAUCCGCUGCAAUGGCUCUCACAUCAUCCGUUCGGAGAAGUGAUUUGCCGAAGACAACGAAGAUCCUUGCGCAGUGUCCUCCGUUACAGGGGCGUAAAUCACAGACUGCACAACCACAGCCUUCAAAGAAGAUCGAAGUUCCGAAGUCGAAACCUAUACCAAGAAGAGCCGUGAAGCCGCCUGUAAUGGAUCAGAAAGAGACAGUGAAAGCGCAGAUUGCACAGACUAAAUCUUUGCAUGACGCACAUUCCAAUGGGACAUUCGUAAUUCUUGAAAAAGAAAAUGUUAAUGUGCCAGACAACGCGGCUAGUGCUGAAGUGAAAAAUGAAGUCGAUGCCGGGAAAGUGUCGCUAGUAAGUGAAGGUGAAGUUGCAGCAGCAGCGCAAAUUCCCAGCGAAAAUGGAAUCACUGCUGAAGUUCCCAAGGAGGAAUUUGUGGCUGAGGACAGGAUUAAAGUUGUUGCUGAGGAACGGAAUGUAGUCGAAUGCGACUCUAAAAUGGAAGAUGAAAUUGAUGCUGUUGCUGUUGUGCAAAGUCCGAAAGAAGUUAACUUCGAAGCAGAUAACUCAGUGGCGGAUCGUGAAAUUCCUAUCAAUGAAACGUUUGUGGUUGAUAGUGUGGAAGCGGAUGAUCAUGUAGACAUGGAAGCAAGCAAGAGUGAUCUGAAAAGUUCGGGUGAUACAAAUGCUGAAUUGAAGGAUGCUGGCGAGGAGGGCAAUGUGGUAGAGGCUGAGAGAAGGGAUAUUGAGAUUCCUAUGCACGAAGUUGAGGAACACGUUGCUGCGGCGGACGAUGAAGGACAAAAAAAAGCGGAAAACGACACAAGCGAGACUACUGCGCGAGAAGCGUCGCUUGCCAAAGAAAAUGACGAUGCAUCUUUCAAGGAAGAAUCGGUUGCUAAAGCAGAAGAUGUAGGGGAAACCGAUGUACCCGCUGUCGAAGCAAUUAGAACUGAACCCGAAAUACCAUCCGCUCAGGGUCCAUCGUCAGCAAAAACAAGUACUGAUGUUAUCGCUGAGGAUCCAGCAUUGAUGGGAGAAAAAAUUUUAUUGGAAGAAAGACGUCGUGCGCAAGAAGAACGCUUGGAAAGGGAGCAGCGAGAGCGUGAACUGCGCAAAGCGAAAUUGGCAUCAAUCAUGAGUCGAACACGUGGUGGUCUUCCUCCGAUGGCUGUGGUUUCUCCAACGACACAGAGUAUGAGAAAUCCUGAGGUAAUGUUUACAGAAUUUCGAAAGUUCGAAAGGAUUGUUUUUUUACAAGAUCUGGAUCAUGAAGAAGAAAAUGCUGUGAAAGUUUUAGGCUGUAUCACAGGAACCGAUGAAAGUCGUGGAACGUGUCCCUUCACCAACUGA
This is a messenger RNA of Gongylonema pulchrum, 2094 nucleotides long. The record is from the annotation of a GenBank genome assembly. NCBI's taxonomy places the organism in Eukaryota, Metazoa, Nematoda, Chromadorea, Rhabditida, Gongylonematidae.